ACUGCUUAUUUCAUCUCAAACACAAGCAACCAAUUCAUCUUCACUAUGGCUAAUCCUUCUCUACUCUCUCUUUCUGUUUGCCUUUUAAUUCUCUUGCAUGGUUGCCUAGCUUCUCGCAAGCAAUGCCAACAGCAAAAUCAGUGCCAAAUUGAUUGGCUGGAUGCCCUUGAACCCGAUAACCGAGUUGAGUAUGAAGCGGGUAUGGUGGAAACCUGGGAUCCUAACCAUGAGCAAUUCCAAUGCGCUGGUGUUGCCAUGGUUAGGCAUACCAUCCAACCAAAUGGCCUUCUCUUGCCUCAGUUUUCUAAUUCUCCUCAACUUAUUUACGUUGUCCAAGGUGAGGGUAUGACAGGAAUAUUAUAUCCAGGAUGUCCUGAAACUUACCAGGCACCCCAACAGGGACAAAGUGGUAGGUUCCAGGAUAAGCACCAAAAGAUUCUCCGCUUCCGUCGAGGUGAUAUCAUCGCAUUGCCCGCAGGAGUAGCACACUGGUGCUACAACGAGGGCAAUUCGCCGGUCGUCACUGUUACCCUUCUCGACCUCUCAAACAGUGAAAAUCAGCUUGAUAUGAAGCCAAGAAAAUUCCAUCUGGCUGGUAACCCGCAAGAUGAGUUCCAGCAGCAGCAGCAACAAAAACAAUCUCGCGGACGUAAGAGCUCUUGCAACAACGUCUUUUGUGGCUUCGAUACAGAGAUCUUGGCUGAGGCUUUGCAAGUGGACCAACGUCUGGCAAAGCAGCUAAAAAAGGAGGACAACAGGGGUGGCAUUAUUAACGUGAAGGGUGACGAACUUCGGGUGAUCAGCCCACCAAUGAGGCAGGGCGAGCGUGGAGACGACAGUGAAGAGGAAAGUGAUUAUGAAAAACAGCGACGGGGACAAUGCGACAAUGGGAUUGAAGAGACCAUUUGCACCAUGAGAAUGAAAGAGAACAUCAAUGAUCCUGCUCGAGCUGACAUUUAUACCCCAGAAGUGGGUCGUAUUACCACACUCAACAGCCUCAACCUCCCAAUCCUCAAAUGGCUCCAACUCAGUGCUGAAAGGGGUGUGCUACAUAACAAUGCUCUUAUGGUGCCAUACUGGAACCUCAACGCGCACAGUAUAGUGUACGGGUGCAAGGGCGAAGCCCAGGUCCAAGUAGUGGACAACAUGGGCAACACGGUGUUCGACGGCGUAGUCCGCGAGGGACAGAUCUUGGUGGUGCCACAAAACUAUGCAGUAGCGAAACGUACAAGAGAGCAAAGAUUCGAAUGGGUUUCAUUUAAGACAAAUGAUCGGGCGAUGAUGAGCCCUCUCGCUGGACCUACCUCAGUGAUUCGUGCCACGCCAGAUGAGGUGUUAGCCAAUGCGCUCCAGAUCUCAAGAGAAGAUGCUAGGAAGAUCAAGUACAACAAUCAGCAGAUAACUUUGACACGUGCACAAUCAAGCCGCCGACCGAGGGCUGAUGCUUAAAUUUUAAGUGAUUUGAGCUGAGCUUGUGUUUUAAAGCGGAAUGCAUGUGAUCUACGUACUGUGUUUUUUUUUUUUUUUGUUUAGGUAAUGAGUAAUAAAGGAGAGCUUAGAUUUUCUCUGCUACGAGAGAAGACAUGAGUGCGGAGAGCCUGUACGUAGUUAAGUUAAUAACAAGUACUACUAUGUGUCCGACCUUCAAUCAGCUCUGCUUAAUAAACACCUACUUUUCCUACUUA
Molecule: messenger RNA, 1685 nt
Organism: Mangifera indica (mango)
Lineage: Eukaryota; Viridiplantae; Streptophyta; Magnoliopsida; Sapindales; Anacardiaceae
Product: 11S globulin seed storage protein Ana o 2.0101-like
Exons: 4
Coding region: 46-1449 (467 amino acids)
Molecular function (GO): nutrient reservoir activity
Source: RefSeq, a predicted model, not a curated record